AUGUGGAACGGGAGUGUAUCCGGAGAGGGCUCCGACCAGCGAGGGAGUGCCACCUGUGCAGAUAAGGCGCGAAAGGGAUCGGGCGGAGGGAGCACUCCGGCGCGGAUCGAUGGGGAUGGCGCACCGAAGAACACCGUCAGUACACGUAUCUGGCGACUACGGCAGCCGGCACCGUCGCGUUGUAGCCCGCCAACGUGCGGCGCGCAGCUCCCGAGCACCCCACGCCCACGCCCACCUCUGUGCUCCUUUCCCCCCAUACGUACUGCCGUCAGCCACAUACCCUGCCGCCCGCCGUCACCAGUAUAUAGUUCUCCCUCUUCCCACAGUCCCCCCCCACCUUCAAAUCCCCAUCCUCAGAACUGUACUCCUCCCGGCCCCCCACACAUCCUCGCCCCCUUGUCAUACGAUUUUGCAUUUCAACUCCUGCCGAUCUUGUGUCUUGCCUCACCGGCCUUGCUGCAUAUAGUCCCCUGUCCCCCACACCGACCCUUGCAUCGCAGAUCCGUCCUACAAUCACCGCACUAUACAGCAAUGGCUCCAGCUGCAGAAAAAAUGUCUGAAGUCUCUGGACCACGUUCAUCUAAGAUCGAAUCGCUCAACCUCUACGGCGAUGUGGCCAAGGCCAAGCAGGGCUACGUCCCCGACGAACGCAUCCCCACCCUCUCAGAGAUCAAGCGCGUCAUCCCUCAGCAUUGCUUCCGACCCAACCUCGCCCUCAGCAUCUACUAUGUCCUCCGGGACAUAGCCUUCAUAUCUGCAUUGUACUACGGCGCUUUUGUGACCUACGGCACGAAAUGGCAUACCGCCUAUCUUCCAUUCUUUUGGUUCUUCACAGGCUUCUUCAUGUGGGCCAUCUUCGUCCUUGGACACGACUGCGGCCAUGGAAGCUUUUCCAGAUACAAGAAACAUCAUAAGAACACCGGUAAUUACGAGAAGGACGAAAUUUUCUACCCCAUGCCUGAAUCGGAAUACGAGGGCGUCGAUUCAUUUGCUCGUUUCAUCUACCAUGAGCUUUUCUUCCUUGGUGUCCUCGGGUACCCCGUCUAUCUUCUCAAGGGUUAUGGGAAUGCAAUGAAGAAUGGUUCCCACUUUUCCACAACGUCAGAGCUAUUCACAAAGGAUGAGCGCCCGCUCAUCGUCACCACCCUCACUUGCUGGUCCGUCAUGGCUACUUUCCUCCUGACCUGUGGCAUUCGUUUUGGAUUCGGCAAUCUCAUGACCUAUUACGGAAUCCCGUUUUUCAUCUACUGCGGCUGGCUCCUAGUUGUCACCUUUCUUCACCACACAGAGCCCGGCACGAAAUGGUACAACACAAAAAAUUGGAACUAUGUCAAGGGUAACCUCGAGUCUGUCGAUCGUGUUUACGGUCUGCUCGAGCAUUUCCAUCAUGACAUCGGAACUCAUGUCGUUCAUCACCUCUUCCCGGCUAUUCCUCACUACCACCUCAAAGAAGCCAAUGCCGCUGUCCGACCGUUCUUGGGAGACUUGCACAAGAUUGAAAAGAUGAACCCGCUCAUGCAGCUUCCGAGUAGCGUCAAAGCCUGGCAGUCUGCUCACGUCAUCCCUGACUCAACUGAUGUCUUCGUCAUUCCGAAAGCCUAA
This is a messenger RNA of Chondrus crispus (carragheen), 1602 nucleotides long. RefSeq names its product Omega-3 fatty acid desaturase. Gene Ontology annotation, molecular function: oxidoreductase activity. The transcript has 2 exons. Gene Ontology annotation, biological process: lipid metabolic process. Bases 1 to 1602 code for a protein of 533 amino acids. The record is from RefSeq and is a predicted model, not a curated record. NCBI's taxonomy places the organism in Eukaryota, Rhodophyta, Florideophyceae, Gigartinales, Gigartinaceae.